CACAAACACUCAGUCGAAACUCUUUUUUUUGCGACUUCUCUAAUGCUCAAAGAUUAGCUCCCACGAUAGGCGCAAAACAGCUUAUAUUUGAGACGCGGCAGGAAGACGCCAGUACUCGAAUGCACAAGUGGAAGACAUCUUGGGCAGAACUCAGUUUUGUCAUCAGAUUCAAUUUGGAGGGGACAAAACACCAGAAUUCCGCAAGGAAAAACAUCACGACCUAAACAAACCCCGUUACCAUCCAACACAGCUUACGAGCAAGCGUAAACACACCGUCACGAAACAGCCAGAUUUCAACCAAGUCAUCACAAAGCUGAUAGGCAAACUCAUCUAAACCUCACCACUCCCAUCACCACCAGCAACCGCAAUCGCAACCAAAUCAACAACCACUCUCACCAUCACAACCAAAACUCAUCGUCGCCUUGGUAUCAUCACCAACACAACCACACCACCAGAUUCUACCCACCAAAAUGGAAACAGCCCGCACCCUCCACCGCCAACUCACCACCGACUCCCGCACCACCUCCCUCCCCAUCCCCUCCCUCUCCUGGCUCACCACCCUCAUCCCCUCCACCACCUCUCGCAACAUCCCACCCCUUCCCUCCCUCCUAGCCACCGCCCGCCUCCGCCUCCUUUCCUCCGACCUAUCCACGCCCGGUCUCCUCGACCCCAGCUACAUCUCCUCACACAGCUUCCCCGCCUCUUUAACAUCCGGUCAGUACCCAACUACGGGCUACCCAAAAGACCAAUCCCUCCCACAAGACGUCCUAGUCCAAGUCCUCGACAUCGUCAACCUGUCCCGCUCCAAAUGGGAAGUCGUCGAAGAGCUUGAGUCCAUCGAGCGCGGGGAACAGACGCGCGGGAGGGAAGUUAUUCGGUUACCUAGUACCUCCAAUUCCUCCGAUCCUAAUAAUGAUCCGAACGACGACGGGGUCGAUAUGGGUGACGGCGGGACCCAAACCCAAUCCACUACCACCACAACCACAACAACAGCCCAGCAACAACAAGCAGCGGCCCAAGCAAAAGAACGCAAAAAUGCAACACACAAAUUAACCCUCCAAGAUCCCUCAGGCCAAAGACUUUUUGCUCUGGAACUCAAAAGAAUAGAAGAAAUCGCCGUGCCGCAGUUCGUCAAUGGAAAAAUGGUUGGGGGGACGCCGAUAGGGUGCAAGUUGUUGUUGAAAAAGGGGACAAAAGUAGCGAGGGGGGUGGUGUUGUUGGAGCCGGGGAUGGUGAAAGUGUUGGGGGGUAGGGUGGAGGGGUGGGGGAGGGUUUGGGAACGGGGACGGUUGGAGAGGGUGAGGGGGGAGGUGAAUGGUCAGAGGUAG
Molecule: messenger RNA, 1328 nt
Organism: Neurospora hispaniola
Lineage: Eukaryota; Fungi; Ascomycota; Sordariomycetes; Sordariales; Sordariaceae
Exons: 1
Coding region: 471-1328 (285 amino acids)
Source: RefSeq, a predicted model, not a curated record